Molecule: messenger RNA, 2507 nt
Organism: Mobula hypostoma (lesser devil ray)
Lineage: Eukaryota; Metazoa; Chordata; Chondrichthyes; Myliobatiformes; Myliobatidae
Product: hexosaminidase D-like
Exons: 13
Coding region: 164-1639 (491 amino acids)
Biological process (GO): carbohydrate metabolic process
Molecular function (GO): hexosaminidase activity
Source: RefSeq, a predicted model, not a curated record
CUGCAGCCAUUGCACGUUCAUUUAUGACACGGAGCAAUGUACAGCGCUGAUCUUUUAUGACCUCUAGCAAUCUGACCUGUGCAGCAUCAGGGGUUGUGACUAAAGCAGUGCUCAUUUUCGACUCUUGUAGUCAGGUAGUAUAUUGCCCUAAAUUGGUUGAAAAAUGGCAGAUGGUCAAGGGGAUAAACCAAUGGAAGCGGAUGUUAAAAUGCAUAAACCUCCACAACUAGGUUUAAAAUUAGUUCAUCUGGAUUUGAAAGGCGCGCCACCUAAGAUCUCCUACUUACGCGAGAUCUUUCCUCUGUUUGCAGACCUUGGUGCAGAUGGUAUUCUCCUGGAAUAUGAAGAUAUGUUUCCAUAUGAGGGAAAGCUACAAGUUUUAAAGUCUCCAAAUGCUUACAGUCCUUCAGACAUCAAAGAUCUUAUGGUUCUGGCCAAGACACUGAAGUUUGAAAUAAUUCCAUUAGUGCAAACCUUCGGCCACAUGGAGUUUGUACUUAAACAUGAAGCUUUUGCUCACCUUCGCGAAGUGAAAGCAUUCCCUAACACUCUCAAUCCACACAAAGAAGAGUCUAUGGAAUUAGUAAAAUCCAUGAUUGACCAGAUAAUGGCAAUACAUAACAACAUAAAAUGGAUACACAUUGGAUCAGAUGAGGUUUAUUACCUUGGUGAAGGUGAAGAAUCCAAGCAACUGAUUGAGCAAGGCCAAACAAAUAAAAGUAGUCUGUUCACGUCUCAUGUGAAAGCAGUUGCAAGCUACAUUAUUGCUACUCACUCAAGUGUGAAACCUAUAAUUUGGGACGAUAUGCUCCGAAAUAUCAGUACAGAUAAACUUAAAGAAUCUAUGUUAGAUCAGCUGGUUGAACCAAUGAUCUGGGUAUAUAAUGCUGACCUUGAUGUGCAUAAAAUGUUACUUCAAAUACAAAAGUAUCAGGGAAUGGGAUUCUCUCAGAUAUGGUUUGCAAGUGCUUUUAAAGGAGCUACAGGUGCAGCUCAAUGUCUAACGUCAAUUAGCUAUCACUUAGCUAACCACCUGCAGUGGCUGAAUGUAGCUGAGACUCUGCCAAGGAACUCCAUUCAUUUACAGGGGAUAGCACUCACUGGUUGGCAGAGAUAUGAUCAUUUCUCUGUUUUGUGUGAAUUACUGCCUGUGGGGAUUCCGUCCUUGGCCGUCUGUCUGCAGACCUUGAGACAUGGUGUGUUCUCUCUAAAGGAAGAGGAAUAUGUGAAACGGUCUCUUGGAUGCAAAAGUUUAAGAAUUGAUUUUCUAAGCGUUGAAGAUGCUGGCAGUUUUCCAGGCAGUGAAGUACUUGACCACGUCACUCACAUUAUUACUUACCUACAGCAAUCUGUUGAUAAACUUCAUGAAAACAUAUAUAUAAGAGGAUGGUUCAGUAACUACCACAGAAAGAGAAAGUAUGUCCACCCUGGUAUCAUUCAGAAUUUUGAAGGAGAAGUUAGAAGUGUCUAUGCACUUUGGGAGGCAGCCAUAAGUAAACUGCGUACAGCAAUGGAAAGAAUUUAUUAUCCAGAUACUGUGGAAGAGUGGAUAGAAGAACACGUUAACCCAGCUUUGACAAGGUUACAGUGCCUCGUGCACGAUAUGGAUGAAGCUUUAGCAUCAAUUGACACCAAAUAAAAAAAAUUAUGCCUGUCUUCAAAGACAGUCAUUAUAUCAAUUCGUUUAAUUUGAAUAUGUUACUGCAUUUGAUGAUUUACUGUCAAGGUUCAUCCUAUCAUAUAAUAAGUUUUAAAAAAUUCAAGGUAUUGAGAUCAAUCGCAUGUAAUAGAAUACGCACCGUCAUUGCCUGUGUGCACACUACCUGUUUCAUCUUCUGAGGUAUCCAGGCAUGGGCAAUACCCAUCAAAUGUUGAGGAGGAGUAAUGCAUGAAAUAUAAAAGUAUCAGUUAUGUACAAUGGUGAACAGUUCACUGUUCAAUUUCUGAGAAAGUAGCCUCAAUUUACAGUAAACUGUUUCUGUGUAUAUUGUUUCAAUAGAGACGUACCUAUAGUAUGUCUCAGCCCUAUUAUCCUUCUCCGUUUUGAAUAACAACCAAAGUCAAACAGUUUAUUCUAAAUGUUUCUGAGCCAAGCAGAUUUGCUUACAAUGGGAUGUUGGCAAAUUGAAUUAAUUUCUCAAAGAUUUAAAAACUGUGAAAUGCUGUAACAGGGACCAGGCUGGAGUAUGUCUGUUUAAAAACAAUUCUCAAAGUCAGAAUCAAUUGUUUUGUUAUACUGUGGACAUGCCUUUUUUUAAUAUAUAUUAGUAAUUAAAUCUGUGGUAUGUUGACAAAUCUUUGUCUUAAUAAAUUUCGACUUUGAUAAUUAAAACAAAUGUUAAAAUUUCUUGAUGUGAACAAUUAACUGUUAAUAAAUAGCUUUAAUUCUAAAUAGUUUUCCUUUAUCUUCACCACAUCCAUGGUUAUUGAAGUUCAAGUUCGUGUAGCUAAGUCAUAACUGCAAUCUGAAAGGUUAUUAUUAUGAUAAAUUUACACAAGGCACACAA